GAAAGGGGAAGAAUGGGAGAAGAAGGCAACAACAUGGACAAAAGACUAAGUAGCAACCAAGAGGCUGAGGUGAGGAAGGGGCCAUGGACAAUGGAGGAAGACUUGAUCCUCAUAAACUACAUAGCCACUCAUGGUGAGGGAGUCUGGAACACUCUUGCUAGAUCUGCAGGUUUGAAGCGCACCGGGAAGAGUUGCCGUCUUCGUUGGCUGAACUACUUGAGGCCGGAUGUCCGGCGAGGGAAUAUAACCCCUGAGGAACAGUUUCUGAUCAUGGAACUCCAUGCUAGAUGGGGAAACAGGUGGUCAAAAAUUGCAAGGCAGCUGCCUGGCAGGACAGAUAAUGAAAUAAAGAACUACUGGAGGACAAGAAUCCAAAAGAAGAACAAGCAUGGGGACCCCAUGGACUACCAAAAUCCCAUGCACUCUGAUGGUGCUAGCACAAGCCAAACAAGUGGAUCCAUGCAAGAUGCAGCUACACCAACUUACACCAUUCCUCAGAUGGAUAAUCCUCAUGAUCCCUUCUAUGCACCUCCUUUCUCUAAUGAUUGCACUGAUAACUUCUGGGGUGUUGAGGAUUUCUGGGCCAUGCACUCAUUCCAUGGAGACUAAAUUUUUUAUUUUUUAUUUCUUUUUUAAAUUAUUAUUAUCAUCUUCAUCCUCAGUGAGGCAUGGAAGGUAUACCCAUGCUGCUGUUGUUGUUGUAAAGAAAAUUAUCACCUUAUAGUAUAUUAUAUUAUAUAAGCAUUAAGCUAUAUAUCCUAUAUAAUAUAUACAUAUGUAAGUGUGUUAGUUUGUAAUAAACAAGGGUAUAAUAUUGCCUCCAUGAAACACACCA
Molecule: messenger RNA, 835 nt
Organism: Dioscorea cayenensis subsp. rotundata (Guinea yam)
Lineage: Eukaryota; Viridiplantae; Streptophyta; Magnoliopsida; Dioscoreales; Dioscoreaceae
Product: MYB-like transcription factor EOBII
Exons: 3
Coding region: 13-609 (198 amino acids)
Biological process (GO): regulation of DNA-templated transcription
Cellular component (GO): nucleus
Molecular function (GO): DNA-binding transcription factor activity; sequence-specific DNA binding
Source: RefSeq, a predicted model, not a curated record